UUUUUUUCUAAUUUUCUUGAUACAGGAACCCUAACAAGUUCUUUGCACCACUGUUUAAUCAGACUUCUUCUUUCGCAGGAAAGCCUUCAUGGCUAGACAACAAGUGGUAGUGCUGAACGCACUUGAUGGUGCAAAGACCCAAUUGUAUCAUUUCACGGCAAUCGUGAUUGCAGGAAUGGGAUUCUUCACCGACGCAUAUGAUCUUUUCUGCAUCUCCCUCGUAACCAAGUUACUCGGCCGCAUAUACUACACAGUUGAAGGCGUAGCAAAGCCCGGAACGUUGCCUCCCAACGUAGCGGACGCUGUGACUGGGGUCGCAUUUUGCGGCACCUUAGCCGGCCAGCUCUUCUUCGGCUGGCUCGGUGACAAGAUGGGCCGCAAAAGGGUCUACGGCUUAACGCUACUUCUCAUGGUUGUUUGCGCCAUUGGCUCGGGGCUCUCCUUUGGCCACUCACCUAAGAGUGUCAUGGCCACGCUUUGUUUCUUCCGCUUUUGGCUUGGCUUUGGCAUUGGCGGUGACUAUCCUCUUUCAGCAACGAUCAUGUCCGAAUACGCCAACAAAAAGACUCGUGGGGCGUUUAUCGCCGCGGUUUUUGCCAUGCAAGGCUUCGGAAAUUUGACCGGUGGGAUUGUUGCUUUAAUAGUUUCAAGCGCAUUCGAUCAUGCAUACAAGGCGCCCGCAUAUGAGGUUAAUGCAGCAGCCUCCCUCCCAUCGCAAGCCGAUUACGUUUGGCGCAUAAUUGUAAUGGUCGGAGCCAUUCCCGCCGCCCUCACUUACUACUGGCGUAUGAAAAUGCCCGAGACCGCUCGUUACACCGCCUUGGUCGCCAAGAACGCAAGACAGGCGGCGCAAGACAUGUCUAAGGUGUUACACGUGGAUCUCGUCGCUGAAGAAGAAAAGUCAGAGAUCCCUGCUCAAGAGUCACGCAAUAAUUCUUUUGGUUUAUUCUCCAAGGAAUUCGCGAAACGCCACGGGCUUCACCUGGUCGGAACCGCCACGUGUUGGUUCCUGUUGGACAUUGCCUUCUACAGCCAAAAUCUUUUCCAAAAGGAUAUCUUUAGCGCUAUUGGGUGGCUGCCACAGGCACAGACAAUGAGUGCUAUUCAAGAGGUUUACAAGAUUGCAAGGGCGCAAACACUCAUAGCGUUAUGCGGUCUUAUUCCUGGAUAUUGGUUUACGGUGGCUUUCAUUGAUAUUUUGGGAAGAUUCACCAUCCAAUUGAUGGGUUUCUUCUUCAUGACUGUCUUCAUGUUUGCGCUUGCUAUCCCUUACCACCAUUGGACGUUAAAGGAAAACCGAAUUGGGUUCAUUGUGAUUUACUCCCUCACAUUCUUCUUCGCAAAUUUUGGACCAAAUUCGACAACAUUUAUUGUACCAGCUGAAAUCUUCCCAGCAAGACUGAGAUCUACUUGUCACGGGAUUUCAGCGGCGUGCGGGAAGGCUGGAGCCAUAGUUGGGGCGUUUGGAUUUUUGUAUGCAGCCCAAAGCACGAACCCGGCAUUGACUGAUGCAGGAUACCCACCUGGUAUUGGAAUAAAGAAUUCACUUCUUAUGCUUGGCGGCAUCAACUUCUUUGGACUGUUGUUUACCUUGUUGGUGCCUGAAUCCAAGGGGAAAUCGCUGGAGGAAUUGACGGGUGAGAAUGAGGAAGAAAGUGAGCAGGCAGUGGAGCAUCAGGCCUCCUCUACUGGGAAUAUUGUUCCUGUGUGAUUUGAGUUUAAUUAUUUGUUUGUUUACAACAAAGGUUCAUACGUACAGCUAGCUAUAUUGUGAAUAUCCAACAGUGCUUAAUUUU
Molecule: messenger RNA, 1796 nt
Organism: Corylus avellana
Lineage: Eukaryota; Viridiplantae; Streptophyta; Magnoliopsida; Fagales; Betulaceae
Source: RefSeq, a predicted model, not a curated record